UACGCCCCCAGUUUCUCUUGCUGGAUUGUUUUGUUUCUUCUUCUUUUUGUUUCUCUUCUCCUUCGUCUUCUGUUAAUUUUUGGUGGGACAGACAAGACAUGGCUGACAGACAUCGCAAUCCAUAUCACUACUACCACUCACUACCCACCAAGAUGGCCUUGGGCCAGUUGGAAAUUGAGUGGGAGAUUGAGUGGGAGAUUGAGAUGAAGACGGCGAACAGAAAUGAAUAAAUAUCUAACAUACUGAGUAUCUAGGUGUUUCUGAUAGGGGAUUGUUUCUCAUUUUGCAGCAGAAAAUGAGAGCUUACUGCUGCUCAGUAACUACUUGUGCAACCCAACCGUGAAACUAAUAUUUGUACAUGUACAUACAAAAUAGAGCUGACAUGACAGGACCGCUAUUUGAACCGACCAGGAUUGAACAGGAGAUCCUAUUGUGGAGAGAGAAAGGGAUUUUUAUUAUUCCCUUCAACAACUAUGUUAUUGAACAAUAAAAUAUUAUAAUAAUGGCUCCCGACUAACAAAGCCGCGGGUCCAGUGACUUCGUCGUCCUUGGGGCCAGCCGCAGUCCGUCCAGUCCGUCUUCUUCUUCUCUUCGACAUCAUCCAGACAGACAAUCAAUCAAUCAAUCAAUCAACAACCACCACCACCACCACCACCACAGCAGCAGCAGCAGCAGCAGCAGCAGCAACGUCUUCGUCUUCUUUUAUAUUAUCUCUUCUUCUUCCUCUUCCUCCUCUGACGAUAAUCCUCUCCGCCAACUAUUGUGACGGAGCAAAUAAUCGACAUAAAAUUUUAAACCCUCCCCCCCUCUCAACCUCCUCCUCCUCGUCGAACUUUCAACCCAGAUCGAUUUACAAUACUCGAUUUAUUCUCCGGUUCUUUCGAUUACCACCAACCUUUCAUCUCCCCCCUUUCAGUCCUUAUCUAUAAAAGAGAAUACUUUUUUUCUAAGUCGCCAAAGAUGGAUUACCAGUCAGGUAGCCGUGGAUGCUUCAAUUGUGGCGAGGCCUCUCAUCAGGCUCGUGAUUGCCCCAAGAAGGGAACUCCUACCUGCUACAACUGUGGUGGACAGGGACACGUCAGCCGUGAAUGUACUGCUGCCCCCAAGGAAAAAACCUGCUACCGAUGCGGCCAGACCGGACACAUCUCCCGUGACUGCACAUCUGCCGGAUCCGGAGACAACUACACUAGCGGUGGUUACUCUGGCGGAGGAGCUGCUGGCGGCCAGGAAUGCUACAAGUGCGGCCAAGUCGGACACAUCGCCCGUAACUGCUCACAGAGCGGAGGUUACGGAUCCGCUGGUUAUGGCGGUGCUGGUGGUUACGGCGGUGGCUAUGGCGGCGGCCGCCAGCAGACUUGCUAUUCGUGCGGCGGCUACGGUCAUAUGGCUCGCGACUGCACUCAGGGUCAAAAGUGCUACAACUGCGGCGAAGUUGGCCAUGUCUCUCGAGACUGCCCCACUGAGGCCAAGGGUGAGCGCGUUUGCUACAAGUGCAAACAAACCGGCCACGUCCAGGCAGCCUGCCCCAACUAAGUACGGCAGAGAAAAGGGCGUUUAUUGGGGCCGUCGUGAGAGAGAAGAUCGAGGAGAAACUGGGUUUCCUUUUCCUUUUUUUCCUUUCUUUUUCCUUCCAGCCAAGCGUGCGGGCAUUCAUAGUUAUUUAUUUUUUGUUGCCCCCCACCACCACAUGGCCCAUUUGGAAGGAUAGCCUGGUCAUGACUCGGACAUGAGAAAAAAAAUAAAUUUUUUCUUCUUUAUUUGGGCCCCCUCCCCCUUUCUUGUUUUUUUCCUCUUUUUUCUCCUUUUUCCGUCGUUUUUCUUAUACUUUAAAUCAUCAUGAGAUUAUGCCUCUUUUUGUUUUUCCUGUCUUUCUUAUGCUACUAUUACCGCUACUACGUCACACAUGGAAAGAAAAACAAUCCCUUUUUUGAAACAAAAAUGAACACCCCCCAUACUCACCCUCCUAUGCACACGCACAUCAUACACAUACAUACAUACACCCUGGCCUGGAUUUGGUUAUGUCAAGGAAAUCAAGGAAAUUACUGAUAGGCAAAGGAGAAACGAAGGGAAAGAAAAUAGGGCAAAAAAAAAAAAAAAAAAAAAAAAAAAAGAAGGAAGGAAAAAAGAUAUUCAAACGCUCUGAGGAUGGUUUUGCGUUUUGCUCUUUUGGUUUU
Messenger RNA from Blastomyces gilchristii SLH14081, 2174 nucleotides. RefSeq names its product cellular nucleic acid-binding protein. The transcript has 8 exons. Lineage: Eukaryota; Fungi; Ascomycota; Eurotiomycetes; Onygenales; Ajellomycetaceae. The record is from RefSeq and is a predicted model, not a curated record. Bases 961 to 1533 code for a protein of 190 amino acids. Gene Ontology annotation, biological process: positive regulation of cytoplasmic translation. Gene Ontology annotation, molecular function: zinc ion binding; single-stranded RNA binding; mRNA binding. Gene Ontology annotation, cellular component: cytoplasm.